Anopheles maculipalpis is the source of this 877-nucleotide messenger RNA. Its product is annotated as pyridoxal phosphate homeostasis protein. Gene Ontology annotation, cellular component: intracellular anatomical structure. The transcript has 6 exons. Lineage: Eukaryota; Metazoa; Arthropoda; Insecta; Diptera; Culicidae. Bases 63 to 845 code for a protein of 260 amino acids. The record is from RefSeq and is a predicted model, not a curated record. Gene Ontology annotation, molecular function: pyridoxal phosphate binding.
GAUUGUCCUUCAUUUACAGAGAGGGAAUCUAGAAAAGUGCAUGCGAUAUUCGCACCCGUUCAAUGAUACGCAAAGUGAUGGCUGAGAUAGACGUGAAAUUGGGCAUCCGGCAGACGUUGCAGAAAAUCGAAGAAACUUACAAGAAAAGGUCGUCGUUGACCAAUGCACCAAAACCUUUGCUGGUGGCAGUUAGUAAAACCAAACCGAUCGAACUGAUCCUGGACGCGUAUUCCGUGGGACAGCGUGAUUUCGGUGAAAACUAUGUUCAGGAACUGGUGGAGAAAGCAAACGAUGCCAGAAUCCUGGAACACUGUCAGGACAUUCGGUGGCACUUCAUUGGCCAUUUGCAGAGCAACAAGAUCAAUAAGAUCCUGAAUCUCCCUAACUUGCAUAUGAUCCAAACGGUACACAGCAUCAAGCUAGCGGAAGGAUUAAACAAAGCGUGGGAAAAGCUGAAGGCAGAAAAUGCCGAAAAACAGCAGAAGCUUAAUGUGCUGGUACAAAUAAACACCAGCGGCGAAGAUGAAAAAAAUGGAGUCCAGCCCAAAGACGCCGUAGGACUGUUUCGCUACGUACUGGACAAGUGUCCCCAUCUGAACUGUGAGGGUGUGAUGACGAUCGGUAGAUUUGGACACGAUUAUAGCGCCGGACCGAAUCCGGACUUUGGUACGCUGAUGAAAUGCCAUGAAGAUAUCUGCAGUACAUUCGAGCGAGACCCAGCCGAGCUGCAGGUGUCAAUGGGCAUGUCGGAUGAUUUCGUGCAAGCGAUCGAAGCGGGCAGCACCAUUGUGCGCGUGGGUAGUUCUAUUUUCGGGGCUAGGGCCAAGAAACCAACUGAUGCGUGAGCGAGCAAACUGCGUGUGUAUCACGGGGUUUU